AUGGAGGAUGAGAACAUGACACACGCAAGGGCAUCUGCCCGGACGCGCAUCCCCCAAGCUGGUCUCCGCGAGAUGACUUCCGCCACAACUAAUUCGCGCUCGGGCAUUCUUCCUCCUGGCUCUAUUGCCAGCAAGGCGAGCGUCUCACCAGCAACCCGUCCCAAAACAGCUAAUCCCACCGAAACGAAACGAUCUGGCUCCGUCACUCGCCCGACCAACGGCCCGCCCAAAAUGCAUAAUAGAGGGAACUCCUUUGCUUCGUCGACCAUGUCACGACCAGGUUCAACCACCGCCCGGCCGACCAACGCAUCAUUCUCCGCCACCGUCGGUUAUGGCGCGCGACCACCCUCCGCGGUAUCUCGGCCACACUCGUCCCUGGGUGCGACCCGCAAGCACGCAAUUACAUCAAGCUCUCGCCCAGCAACCUCGUUGGCCACCCAUGGCGAAGAGACAGGCAGUGUUCUCGGAAAGCGAAAGGGUAUGCAAUAUUUUCCUUUGUUUCCUACCCGCACCCCCUAUUGCCCAUCUGAAACCCAAGAGGCACGGAGUCGCCGGGAUUAUGACGGGCACUCGGUCACAUCCUCUGUUGAUGAGGCUGGGACCUUGUGCUCUGACUUCUCUCGGUUGACAACGUAUGGAGCUGUCGUCGAUUCAGCGCGAAGCCCAUCUCCCAGUCGUCCCAAGGAUUGCCACAAACCUCCUAUGCCUAUGUCCAGAGUCCCUGUGCUGGAAACCCCUGUCAGACCAAGACACAACGCCCCGUCAUCUUCCCCAAUGCGUUCCAUUAGAACACCGCAGCCACCGUCGUUUCUUCGCAAGGAUUCCUCAAUCCAGACUUUUGACCAUGCUACAGGUGCCGAGUGGGACCAGGAAUCUCGGGAGAACAAUAUGGAAGACCUUUUCCUAAAGAUGAUGACGCAAUUGAACAAAACCGGACAGGAGAGCUUUGGUCUCAAAGAGACGGUGGAUCUUUACAAGACCAGAAUCAGCGAACUGGAAAGUUCUCGCGACGGCCUGACGGAAACCAAUCUGACUUUGCGGGUGGAAUUGGAAUCACUGAAAACCCAGCUCAGUACCGCCGAGAACGCAUUGAAAGAUGCACGACGAGAGCAUGAAAUAGCCGUGGAUGAUCUCGACCGCCGCCAUCGCAUUGAAAUGGAGUCGAUCAAGCAGGAUGGCAAGAAGGACUCGGAAAUACUGAGUGCCCGACAUCAAGAGGAGAUCCGGGAGCUGAAAAGGCAGUUUGAACGGAAUAUCGAGGAUGAGAAAGCUGCCCGCGUCCGGGAACUGGGCCAGCUCUCAACGCAGUCUGCGAUGGAUACCCAAAAGACACAGAUCGAAUUGGAGAAGAAGGAUCGUGAACUCACCUCUUUGGAGAAGGACAUCCAUGCCAUGAAACUUGAUCUCGAACGCGAGCGGAAGAGCACCCAGGACCUCCGCCAAAACUUGGAUAUAGCAAGUAGCAACAGCCUCACAUUAGAGUCUUCGCUGCGGGCCCUCAAGGCACGUAUCGAAUUCCUAGAGGGUGGACGGGAGGAACAAUCCGAGGCCUUUGAGCGAUGCAACCAGCAGAUGAUGGAUGCAUUGGCGGAGACUGAUGCCAUCAAGGAAAAGCUACGCAAAGAGGAGACCAUGCGGCGCAAGCUUCACAACCAGGUGCAGGAACUCAAAGGCAACAUCCGCGUGUUCUGCCGUGUUCGUCCAUCGGUGAACGGCGAACCAGAGUCUGAUGUUACCCCGAUGCAGUUCCCCGACCAGUCGGACGACGCCAAAGAGAUCAAUGUCCUAGGCCCGGAAGAGAAGAGCAGUCUCGGUACGAUUUCGCGCAAAAACAACACGUUCUCCUUUGACCGUGUGUUCGGCCCGUCAACCCAGAAUGGUGAAAUUUUCGAUGAGAUCAGCCAGCUGGUCCAGAGCGCGCUAGAUGGCUACAACGUUUGUAUUUUCUGUUAUGGUCAGACUGGCAGUGGCAAGACAUUCACCAUGUCCUCACUGGACGGUAUGAUUCCCCGUGCCGUUCACCAGAUCUACGACACCGCGCAAGGCUUGGAGGAAAAAGGCUGGCGGUACACUAUGGCGGGCAACUUUGUCGAGGUCUACAACGAGAACCUCAACGACCUUCUGGGUAAUCCAGAGGAGCUCGACAAGAAGAAGCACGAAAUCCGUCAUGACAUGCAGCGUGGUAAGACUACCAUCACCGACAUUAACACCGUGCACCUCGACUCCCCUGAGAUGGUCGAGUCCAUCCUCAAACAGGCGGCGGCCAACCGGUCCGUAGCGGCUACUAAGGCCAACGAGCGUUCAUCGCGAUCCCACUCCGUCUUCAUUCUCAAACUGAUUGGUGAGAACCAUAUCACCGGUGAACGCAGUGAAGGGACUCUCAAUUUGGUCGAUCUGGCGGGUAGUGAGCGCCUGAGCCACAGCGGUGCUACAGGUGAUCGUCUGAAGGAGACGCAGAACAUCAACCGCAGCCUCAGCUCCCUUGGCGAUGUGAUCGCCGCCCUAGGCCAGGGCAAGGAUGGUGGACACAUCCCCUACCGAAACAGCAAGCUCACCUACCUACUCCAAUUUUCGCUGGGAGGGAACUCCAAGACGCUCAUGUUCGUCAUGGUUAGCCCACUCCAGGACCACUUGUCGGAGACCUUGACCAGCUUGAAAUUCGCGACCAAGGUGUACAAUACCCACAUCGGCACGGCCAAGCGUCAGGCCCGUGUCCGAGACACUUGA
Messenger RNA from Penicillium riverlandense, 2727 nucleotides. RefSeq names its product putative kinesin family protein (KlpA). Gene Ontology annotation, biological process: microtubule-based movement. The transcript is spliced from 5 exons. NCBI's taxonomy places the organism in Eukaryota, Fungi, Ascomycota, Eurotiomycetes, Eurotiales, Aspergillaceae. The record is from RefSeq and is a predicted model, not a curated record. Gene Ontology annotation, molecular function: microtubule motor activity; ATP binding; microtubule binding. Bases 1 to 2727 code for a protein of 908 amino acids.